GUCGUGGAAUUCCAAAAGAAGGAAGGUCGGAGGUUGAGGAGAUCUUCAAGCGUCUGCUAUCCCAUAAGGGCGUCAUGGGUGCGAUAAUUGCGAGUUCUGAUGGUAUUGCCAUCCGCUCCACCAUGGACAACAGUACAACAGUACAGUAUUGUGGACUUAUCCAACAACUUACAGCGAAAGCCCGUUCAGCUGUUCGUGAUUUGGAUCCCUCAAACGAUUUGACCUUCCUACGAAUACGUAGCAAGCGGCAUGAGAUCAUGGUUGCUCCUGGUAAGUUGUGUCGAGGUCCACCUGAUUUUGGAGCACCUGGAAACUAAAUCGUGAUUACAGUCUGAUUGUCGUGCAAGAAACGGGUACAGAUUAGCACAUAUCCGCGACAUCUGGGAGGAUUUCAGCUUGGUUAUUGGUUCACGGGUGCUGUCUUUCGUUUAUUUUUUUCUCUGUAUACAUACAGAACUCGAAACCAGACAAAUAUUCACUAAUUCCCACUGGUUUCCACUGGUUAAUACUUCUGCUCACCAAUGAUGGAAUAAUCUAUUCCUAGUUACAGAUCACACAGGACGCUUUUCCUGACCUGUUUGUUUUUCUGCACUAUGUUAUUCCUCUGGGGCGAAAGAUGUCCAAAUGAACAUUCUGUGACGACCAGCCGGAAUGGCUGCUCUUGUUGGUUUCAAAGGGACACAAGUUAUUCUAUGUGCCAUACUACGCAGAAGAUAAAUGAGUGUCAAGCAACUGAUUUCUAUGAAUUUGCUUAUGGUUACUCCUUUUCGGAUUAGGGACAAGAAUGUUUCGAG
Messenger RNA from Opisthorchis viverrini, 794 nucleotides. RefSeq lists its product as hypothetical. Gene Ontology annotation, biological process: microtubule-based movement. The transcript has 4 exons. Bases 75 to 317 code for a protein of 80 amino acids. The record is from RefSeq and is a predicted model, not a curated record. Gene Ontology annotation, cellular component: cytoplasm; centrosome; cytoplasmic dynein complex. NCBI's taxonomy places the organism in Eukaryota, Metazoa, Platyhelminthes, Trematoda, Opisthorchiida, Opisthorchiidae. Gene Ontology annotation, molecular function: dynein intermediate chain binding.